Molecule: messenger RNA, 333 nt
Organism: Didymodactylos carnosus
Lineage: Eukaryota; Metazoa; Rotifera; Eurotatoria; Philodinida; Philodinidae
Source: the annotation of a GenBank genome assembly
AUGGCUUUGCUGAGGUUGCGGUUGAGUGGGGAAUCAAACAAACAUCGCCCCGAUGAUCAGUGUGGUCGAUUACCUAUGAUCCACAAGGGAUUCUCAGAAAUAGGAUACAUCUGGACAGAUUACUCAAGUGUAACACCUCGAACAUUGCCUGGUUAUGUUUAUGAUCUUAAUGAAGAAUGUCAAACGCAAUCUGAUGACGACGAUGAAAAUAUUGAAAAUAGAAUUGCGAACGAUGCAAUCCUAGCAAAUCAACAAUAUACACAAAUGGUGCUAAAGAAUGGUGGCAGACAACUGAAGCUGGUUGAGCUAUGGAAAAAAAACAAUUCAAUUUAG